AUGGGCUGGUGGCGCAGCAGCAACCACCAUAACCAGCAUAACCGCCAACAGUCCCAGAACCACCAGGAGAACCACCAGGACCCUUUCUCGCGAGGCACCAUACCCAACCUCGCGUUUCCCAGUACUGUCCGCCGCGGGUCACCGGUGUGGAAACCAAUCAAGAAUGUCUUCCCUUCGGCGCCUGACAAGCUCUGUGACGCGUUGUAUGCCCACCUCCUGGUAUACAACUACCUCACUUCGCUCUCUCCUCAGCAGCCAGCAACCACCUCAGCCUCAACAUCAACACCGGGACCCUCAACCACAAUACCCCGCAGCGCCACAACCCCUGCUAUGGCAUCCGCCGACGAGAAUCCAGCCACAGCGGGUCUCAAGAUCCCACAGAAAGCUGCCUCUCUCCUAGGCAUGGGUCAGCAGCUGGAGAAACAGAGGCAGGAACGGGAACGGGAACAGAAACAGACACAGGCGGAUUACCUAUUCAAAGACCUACCCGCCACACCCAGCCGAGGAAGCAGUACCAGUACCACCGACAGCCACGCAGGCCACGCGGGCCAUGUGGGCAGUGGCGGUCGGAACGGCGGUGUCAACAACCACCAUCGUCACAGUAACAGCACCAGCACCCCAACCGCGAGCGUCACCAGCGCAGCCGCAUUCGCCAUGCGCAAAGAACUCCUCGCCGGCCUGGAACGUUGCAUCACGCUCCUGAUAUCCGCCAUGAAGCAUCACGGCCCCCACAGCUCCCAUCCCACCAGCGGGAACGGCACCGGACUGGGAACGGAGUAUGCUGAGUCUACCAAGAGUGGGGAUUAUGACGACGAGGCAGAGGAGGAGGAUGAGGCUGUUGGUGGUGGGGUGUUGAUGAGAGCGCUUUGUGAGGUGGUGAGGUGCGCUGAGGAUGGUAUUUCCUCACUUGCCAUUUCGACAUCAACCUCUGCCACAGCCUCCACCGCCACCGCAGCCGGCCUCGAACCUCCACGCUCAUACCCUCCACCCCCCGGACCCUCCAAAACAUUCACCAUCGAUAUCCCCAUGUCUCUAGACGACGAUAUCACCGACUCCCUCGAGGGACUGCGCUUGACGCACAGGCAAGUUAUCGAUCUGCUGUCGCCCGACUCCGAUGACGAGGAGCACGAUGACGCCGACGGGGAUGAUUACGACAGCCAACAGCACCAACACGGCUACGGACCAGACGACUGGCUCGACCGCUCUUCCAUCUCGGGCGUAGGUUCCGCCGCGCCGUCAUCGUCUUCCAUUCUCUCGCAUGCCUCUUCGUCCCUCCCGCUGGGCGCGUCCGCAUUGUCCACGCCGCCCAGCAGCAGCGGCACGUUUCUCGGUGUCCCAUCGCCCCAUAAUCACCAACGCACCGGGGCGCCCCGAUCAGAGCCAGAACAACCGACGAUCAAGCCUGGCAACAACAGCAGAAGCAGCAGCAGCAGCCGUCGGCCCCCCAAACAACGGACCCUAGCUAGCCUGCGCCUGCAGCCGCAAUUCAACCUCGACUCGGCCGGGCAUCUGCUUGAGUCCUUCCGCGAGGUAAUGCUGGACCAUCUGCACUGCGUUGUCGUGCGGGAAGACGAGACGGUGAGUAGUAUGGCCAAGGAUCGGCCGUUUGUGCUGCUAGCGGUACUGGCGGCCGCGAGCGGCAGCCGCACGAUGCAGGGACAUAGUCUGUAUGACGAAGAGUUUCGGAAGGUGUUGGGGCUCAAGUUUGUGGCGGGAGGGGAGCGGACGAUGGAGUUGCUUCAGGGGUUGGUGGUGUACAUGGCGUGGUACCCUUUCCAUCUGCGACCCAAAAACCGACAGUCCACGCAAUACCUGCGAAUGGUAGUCGACAUCGUCAACGACCUCGAGCUUGACCAAAACCCGGGCACAGACUCGAUGGACGCCCCCCUGUCCUGCCAACGACUGGAUGAGAUCCGACUGUAUCUCGCCAGUUAUUUCCUUGUAACCUCCUCAGCCUCUGCCUGGAAUCGCACACCAGCACUCACCUACAACGAGUACACCGCGCGCUGUAGCGACCUCCUGCUGCACCACAGCCCGCUAGCCGGCGACCACAUUCUGGCCUGGCAGGUACGCCUCGAACGCAUCGUCGAAGAGACCAGCGACCUGCGCCGGACCCAGCGCGGCCACUCCCAGAGCGAGUACCAGAUCAGCCUGAUGUUGCGCGGCAUGGAGACCCAGCUGAGCGAGUGGGAAGCGCGCAUGGUCAGGGAAGACCAGGCGAAACACAGCGGCACCAGCAACAUCACCUGCAUAGGAACACAGGGUCACCCACGGGGCAUCGCCUCGCACACCUCGAUCCGCCUCGUAGUCCUUUACUCCCGCGUCUUCCUCUCCGGCGCGCCGUUGCUCAAGCUCCCCUCCCGCAAGCUACCCCUCGCGUGCCAACAAAACGCCGAGGCCGCCGCAGGCACGACCUUCCGCGCCGACCCGCACCGCCUAGCCUCCGUCAUCCCAUGGCUGCACCAGCUCUACGACUUCUUCCUGUCCCUCACCCCGACCGACUUCAACGCCUUCGUCGGCGUCGAGUGGCGCGCCCUGAUCAUGGCCGUCAUCCUGGGCUUCCGCAUGUCCUUCCCACUGCCGCUGUGUCCCGGCUGGGAUGCGGUCGCGGCCCGCCCGGUGCUGAGGUUUGGGGAGUACGUGGAGAGAUUAUGCCGGAUGGGUGAUGGGAAGAGUGCCGAGUGCGUUGUUGCGGAGAGUAAUGGGAGAACCAAGGGGGAUGGCGGUGGUUCAAGUAGCGGUGGAAGCGAGCAGCCGCAGCCACAACAACAACCAGGUCCGGUGAAAAGCAUGGAUGUGCUGGGUGCGAGCAAGAUCGUACUGGAGAUGGUUCGGCGCAAGUAUGUGAAGCGGAUAGCCAAGGCAGAGGCUGCGCGCGCUGAAGCGUCAGCGGCCCUCACCGCGCUCCAGGACCAGCAUAUGUCGGGCCCGGCUGCGAGGGCACAACCGCCCUCGGCAGCCCAGGAUCCAGCCACGAGCGGCUGUCCUAUGAUGGAUGGGAGCCUGGACCCGUACUACCCGUACUGGGAUGAAACGUUCAACACCGACCUGGGAAUGGGGUCGAGUUCGUUUGCUCCUCACGGUGCGCAAGUCGGGUCGGCUGGGCAGGUAGGGCUGGGUCCCGGAGGCACAGCGUUGCCAAAUGACCUGUGGGCGACUUUGACCACCGGGUGGCAGCAGGAAGAUGUUGAUCUAGAUAUUCCGUGA
Molecule: messenger RNA, 3207 nt
Organism: Dichotomopilus funicola
Lineage: Eukaryota; Fungi; Ascomycota; Sordariomycetes; Sordariales; Chaetomiaceae
Exons: 9
Coding region: 1-3207 (1068 amino acids)
Biological process (GO): regulation of DNA-templated transcription
Cellular component (GO): nucleus
Molecular function (GO): DNA-binding transcription factor activity, RNA polymerase II-specific; transcription cis-regulatory region binding
Source: RefSeq, a predicted model, not a curated record